This is a messenger RNA of Hyaloscypha bicolor E, 459 nucleotides long. RefSeq lists its product as uncharacterized. The record is from RefSeq and is a predicted model, not a curated record. The transcript has 2 exons. Bases 1 to 459 code for a protein of 152 amino acids. NCBI's taxonomy places the organism in Eukaryota, Fungi, Ascomycota, Leotiomycetes, Helotiales, Hyaloscyphaceae.
AUGCCAGAUUUUCGAACUUGGUAUUGCGGCUGGUGCGGACACGGUGGUGACCAGGAACUGGACUUACGCAUUUAUAUAGACCCCACUCUCUUGUGUUGGAUGAAUAUUGCACCUGCUGCUAUCGACGAAAGGAUGCCAGUGCAACGCUUGAAUCAGGUGGGCGACGCUACCCUCCGCCGAGAGAGCCCGUCCCUUCCUUCAAGUCUGAACCCAAUACUGGAAGUAGAAGAAGAAAACGUCGAUGACCUGCCGAGGACAACGAUGCCGACUCCGUCAAGUCAACAAUGGGGUCCAGAACAUGCCCCGAGGAAGCGAAGAUAUAUGUGGUUCUGCUGUCAAUGCGGUGACGGACCCAGCGACUCUGAAUACGUUUCAAAUUGUACGGAAUGCUAUCAUCGUCGAUGUGGUACAUGUUCGGUCAAGAAUAAGAGGGCAGAAGCUAUAAUUGCACCAAACUAG